CGCAGGACUCACUGCAGCCAAGUCCCGCUGAUGCGCGAUGCCUCGUUUUACUGUACACAUUCGAGAUGAGUGGCUGUCAGUGCCCUGCCGGGACACUUCCAAAACCAUCCAGUGGCUCGGACAGGAAGCGCUUAAACGUUACAUAAAGAACAAACCGGACAACGGCGGCAUCACGGCUGUGAAAGACAUACGUUUUGUUGUGCGCAGGUGCCAGGGUUUGGGUCUGCUGGACGCGGAUGACACCAUCGAAGAUGUACUGGAGGAUAACGACUUUGUCGAGCUUGCUAUUGAAGGAGAUACCAUGUCUCCUGACUUUAUUCCGUGUGAACCGGGAGUUUCUCAUCUCACAGCAGCAUACAAAGAGCCUGAAGAGUAUAUUUCUUUGGAUGGCAACAGCCUGACGUCAACAGAUCUCAUCAACUUAGGCCGAGGACUCUACAAGAUAAAGCUGACUCCUGAGGCAGAAAGAAAGGUUGUGCAAUCCAGAGAGCUUUUGGACACCAUUGUCAAAGAAAACAAAGUUGUCUAUGGGAUCACAACGGGUUUUGGCAAAUUUGCCCGAACUGUCAUUCCUGUCAGCAAACUCAAGGAGCUCCAGGAAAACUUGGUGCGCUCACACUCAGCAGGUGUGGGGAACCCGUUAAGCCCAGAGAGGACCCGCAUGUUGCUCGCUUUGAGGAUCAAUGUUUUGGCCAAAGGGCACAGUGGUGUUUCUCUUGAAACCCUCCAGGCCAUGAUCCAGGCCUUUAACGCCUCCUGCCUCUCCUUUGUCCCUGAAAAGGGAACAGUAGGUGCUAGUGGUGACCUGGCACCCCUCUCUCACCUGGCCCUCGGACUCAUGGGAGAGGGAAAAAUGUGGUCUCCCACAAGCGGAUGGGCUGAUGCCAAAUACGUCCUGGAGGCACAUGGACUCAAGCCAAUAUCACUAAAACCUAAAGAGGGUCUGGCUCUGAUCAAUGGGACACAGAUGAUUACCUCUCUAGGGGCAGAGGCCGUGGAGCGAGCCCAGGCGAUUGCCCAGCAGGCAGAUAUUAUUGCUGCUCUCACCCUGGAGGUGCUAAAGGGAACCACCAAGGCCUUUGACAGUGACAUCCAUGCACUGCGGCCACAUCCGGGGCAAAUAGAGGUGGCUCAACGCUUCCGCUCACUGUUGGACUCUGAUCACCACCCAUCCCAGAUUGCAGAGAGCCACAGGUUCUGUGACAGAGUCCAGGAUGCCUACACCAUGCGGUGCUGUCCUCAGGUUCAUGGAAUUGCCAAUGACACAAUUGCAUUUGUCCAGAAUAUCAUCAACACAGAAAUCAACAGUGCCACUGACAACCCUAUGGUAUUUGCAGAAAGAGGUGAGACCAUUUCAGGUGGGAAUUUCCAUGGGGAAUACCCAGCUAAGGCUCUGGAUUUUUUAGCCAUUGCAGUCCACGAGCUGGCUUCAAUCAGCGAAAGGAGGAUCGAGAGGUUGUGUAACCCCUCUCUGAGUGAGCUGCCUGCCUUCCUCGUCAACGAGGGUGGACUCAACUCAGGCUUCAUGAUUGCCCACUGCACUGCAGCCGCCUUAGUUUCAGAAAACAAAGUUUUGUGUCACCCAUCGUCUGUGGACUCUUUGUCUACUAGUGCUGCCACGGAGGACCACGUGUCUAUGGGAGGAUGGGCUGCUAGGAAGGCCCUGAGGGUAAUAGAGCAUGUGGAGCAAGUCCUCGCUAUAGAGCUGCUGGCCGCAUGUCAGGGCAUCGAGUUCCUCCGCCCACUCCGUACCACCACUCCACUGGAGAAGGUCUAUGAACUUGUUCGCAGCGUGGUCAAACCGUGGAUUAAAGACAGAUUCAUGUCGCCUGAUAUCGAAGCGGUUCAUCGCCUGCUACUUGAUCAAAAGGUGUGGAAUGUGGCCAAACCUUACAUUGAGAAGUACCAGACAGAGUACAUCCCCGAGUCCCGCCCCGUCUCUCCCACUGCCUUUUCCCUGGACUCUCCGGCCUCCCCCAGGAAGCGUGUUCGCCACGAAUGAAAGCACACGCCAAACAAGUUUUUUUUUUUUUUUUGGCAAUUACUUCAGUCACAAAAAAACAAAGAUCCUACACAGUGAUCUUGGUCAACACCACAGUUAGUCAAAAGUGUGUGGCCAUUAUCUGAGACCAACUGGAGCAGAAUGGGAGAAACGGAUCCUUACGCGUCACUGUGACA
Messenger RNA from Pundamilia nyererei, 2178 nucleotides. RefSeq names its product histidine ammonia-lyase (gene hal). Gene Ontology annotation, molecular function: histidine ammonia-lyase activity. Bases 38 to 2002 code for a protein of 654 amino acids. The transcript has 20 exons. Gene Ontology annotation, cellular component: cytoplasm. NCBI's taxonomy places the organism in Eukaryota, Metazoa, Chordata, Actinopteri, Cichliformes, Cichlidae. Gene Ontology annotation, biological process: L-histidine catabolic process. The record is from RefSeq and is a predicted model, not a curated record.